Messenger RNA from Lolium perenne, 1014 nucleotides. Its product is annotated as BTB/POZ and MATH domain-containing protein 1-like. Lineage: Eukaryota; Viridiplantae; Streptophyta; Magnoliopsida; Poales; Poaceae. The record is from RefSeq and is a predicted model, not a curated record. Gene Ontology annotation, molecular function: protein binding. Gene Ontology annotation, biological process: protein ubiquitination.
AUGACGUCGGCCAUGUCCGGUCUCGUCGAGUUCGACUACCAGUUGACCAGCAGCCUCCCCGACGACUACGCCGUCUUCUCCGACGUGGUCUCGGCCGGAGGGCACGACUGGAGGGUGACCUGCUUCCCGAACGACGGCGACUUCGCGUCGGUGUACCUCGAGCUCAUGAGCGAAGCCCAGAACGUCACGGCCGUCUUCGAAGCCGCCUACUUCGUCGACAACGAGAACGAGAUGAUGCGCCGCCGGACCGUUCACGUCUUCAACCUCCCGACCGACGACGGCGAGUUCCCGCUGUGGGGCUUCCCUCGGUUCCUCCACCAGAGCGAUCUCGCCUUGGCGGCCGCCACGAGUAGGCACAUCAGCAUCAUGUGGGCGGUCGUGGUCGUAGACGACGAUGGCAGUGGCGAGCCCCUGCCGUGGCUCACGACGAAGAGGACGAUCGCCGUGCCGCCCUCGGACAUGGCGGACCACCUCUGCCGCAUGCUGGACUCCGCCGCCUUGACAGACGUGUCUUUCGUCACGGACGACGGCCACGGUGGGCAGGCGCCGCCGAUGCGAGCCCACCGUGCUAUCAUCGCCGCCCGCUCGCCUGCUUUCGAGGCGGCGCUCUGCGGCCAGUCGUUAGAGGCCAACGCGCACAUCAUCACGGUGCCCGACAUGGACACCGACACGUUCAAGGCGAUGCUCCGAUUUAUUUACACGGAUGACCUACCCACAGGACUUGACGAUGACAAGGCCAUCCGGUCUCUUCUUGCCGCCGCUGACAGAUACGGGCUCGACCGGCUGAAGCUUUUGUGCGCAAAACGGAUGCUCGACAAGGCUUCGGUGGGCACGGUCGCCGGCGUGUUGGACUGUGCCGAGACAUACAACUGCCCGGAGCUUAAAACAAAGUGCAUCGACUACGUGGUGGAUGGCGAAAAUUUCAAGAAGGUUGCGCUCACCGAAGGUUUCAUGGAGUUGCUAGCGAGGUCUCCAUCGAUACUUGCUGAAAUGAGAAAGAGGCUUGCAGUAUAG